CGACUUGACAGCUCGUCGUUAGGCAGCGAACCAGUCAGCGGUGGGAGAGCUUCCUGCAUAUAGUUUUGUUAUUAGGGUUGUUGGCCUGUUCUUCCUAUUCCGUCGAUUUCAGUCUUAUCAUGACAUCCACUAUAGACGAAAGCAAUAAGGAAAAGAUGCGCUCUGUUUCUGUGGAUCUAAACACUGACGCCUCGCUUCUCAUUGAUAUUCCUGAUGCACUCUGUGAAAGGGACAAAGUCAAGUUUACUGUCCAUACAAAGACCACACUUAGCUCUUUCCAGAAGCCAGAGUUCUCCGUUCCCAGGCAGCAUGAAGACUUCAUCUGGCUGCAUGACACUCUGGUUGAGACAGAGGAUUAUGCUGGACUUAUAAUUCCUCCAGCGCCCCCAAAGCCUGACUUUGAGAGCCCAAGAGAGAAGAUGCACAAACUGGGGGAAGGUGAAGCCACUAUGACUAAGGAUGAGUACACUAAAAUGAAGCAGGAGCUGGAGGCUGAAUACCUGGCUGUGUUCAAGAAAACUGUCCAAGUGCAUGAAGUAUUCCUGCAGAGACUGUCCUCUCACCCAAUUUUAAGCAAAGACAGAAACUUCCAGAUUUUCUUAGAGUAUGACCAGGAUCUCACUGUGAGAAGAAAGAACGCCAAGGAAAUGUUUGGAGGAUUCUUUAAAAACAUGGUGAAGUCGGCUGAUGAGGUCCUCAUCUCAGGCAUAAAGGAAGUCGAUGAGUUUUUCGAGCAGGAGAAGACGUUUCUGCUUGACUACUACAGCAAGAUAAAAGAUUCCACUGCCAAAGCAGAGAAAAUGACCCGCGCACACAAAAAUAUUGCAGAUGAUUACAUUCUCGUCUCUGCCACUCUGAACAGUCUCUCUGCUGAUGAUAGUACAGCAAACAAGAAGCACCUGGAGAAGUUGUCAGACCUGUUUGAGAAGCUCAGAAAAGUGGAAGCAAGAGUAGCAUCUGACCAGGAGCUAAAACUCACAGAGCUGCUGAGAUACUACAUGAGAGACAUCCAGGCUGCCAAGGACCUUCUAUACAGGCGAGCCAGGGCGUUAGCUGACUAUGAGAACUCUAACAAGGCUUUGGAUAAGGCUCGACUGAAGAGCAAGGACAUUCCCCAGGCAGAGGAGCACCAGCAGCAGUGCCUGCAGAAAUUUGACAAGCUCUCAGAGUCUGGGAAGAAAGAACUCACCAGUUUCAAGGGCAGGCGUGUCGUGGCCUUCAGGAAGAACCUCAUAGAGAUGGCUGAGCUUGAGAUAAAACAUGCCAAGAACAAUGCGACUCUAUUGCAGGGAUGCAUUGACCUGCUCAAGAGCAACUGACAUGUUUUCAAGUGUUCCUGUCCUAUCAUCACCAAGUGACCAGUCAUAGCAAACAGAAACCCGGCGUCCCUGGGGCCUUGCAUGGACAUGAAUCUAAGCCCUAUCUCUGCUCCCACCCACGGGUCUGAUGCCACUUUAGAACCCUGCCUGAGACCAAGCGUCUCGUAAGCAGAAUGUCUUCAUGUUUACGGAGUCCCUGUCCUCUGGUCUGUGGUCCAUCCUUUUCCAUGAUUUAUGGAGGAUUAACUCAAUGUCAAUGCCUCCAGUGAAUGAGGUUGCCAACAUUAAGGUCUUCCAUUCCUUUACAGCACCAGUAGAGCUGAUUUUCUUUUUUCCCUAAUUCUUGUUUUCUCAUUUAAUUACAUUACGCACAUGCUAGAAGAAUUUGUCUUUUUCAUCGUAUUUCUGCCUUGAUUCAUUCUGACUCUACCCUCAUCUCUCAUAUACAUUUUGAAAUACCUUUUUUUUUUGUAAGGCUUUCAGAUUGUUUUUUUGUUGUUGUUUUAUGCUUCAUAUGCUUGAUCUGUUGAGGCUUUUUUAGUUUGCUAAUGGAACAGCUUUACAGAAGCAAACCUAGUGCCUGCAAAUAACAUCCUCAUGCUCUGCAUUCCCAGGCUCUGACAUUAGAGUGCAACCAAACCAGCCCUCUUGUAAGGAAACUCGUAACUGACUUAGAGGACAAGACACAUCAUCUUCAAGUGCUCUAAAAUAGCUGCACUGACCUCAGGAAUGGAAAGUUGGAUUGAUUUCCACAAUUUGCAAGAGAUAAGUUUGUAAGACAUGGACUCAGAUCCCACAGUUAUCAAAGGUGCAUAUUAGUUUUGUAAAUAUGGUUGAAUACUAAAAAAUUCAGCAGAUUGGUAAGAAGAACAAGUCAAAUAGUUAUUUGAGCUUCUAGCAUUUUUAUCAAAGCAAAAUCAACAAUUCUAUACUGACUAUGAGUCUGCAUUUUGGUUUUAUUUGCACUUGUAAUACCCCUGCACCACAUGUAUUAUAGUAUGUUCCCUGCAGCCCCUUCACCCUGACCAACUCUGCCCAUUCACGCUUUCCUUUUCUGUGUGUAGUGUUGAUUUUUUCUUUAUUUUGCCCUAAAUUCCCCUUUGUAAUUGAUUGGGUCUCUUGUAUCAGACCUUAUAUAUAUACCAGAUCCUCUAAACACUUUGCUUCUAAUAAUUUUAAACAAUUAUAAAAAGAUGCACUAAGAAGAAGAAAAAUACUUUCCAAUCACGAACAGGCUCAGUGGAGUGUUAAAAUACAUUAUAGUUUUUUAAGAAAUUGAAUGUAUUUCUAAUGGAUUCCAACUGUGUGAAUUCCUUUACAUGAAGCUUUUCUUACGGAACAUUAGCAUUUUAUAAAUUUGUAAUAAUGGCAUUGAAUAAAUCCUACUUUCCCAACUUU
This is a messenger RNA of Chelmon rostratus (copperband butterflyfish), 2717 nucleotides long. It is a transcript of the gene snx5, whose product is annotated as sorting nexin 5. Bases 120 to 1319 code for a protein of 399 amino acids. The record is from RefSeq and is a predicted model, not a curated record. Gene Ontology annotation, cellular component: endosome. Gene Ontology annotation, biological process: pinocytosis. The transcript is spliced from 13 exons. Gene Ontology annotation, molecular function: phosphatidylinositol binding; dynactin binding. NCBI's taxonomy places the organism in Eukaryota, Metazoa, Chordata, Actinopteri, Chaetodontiformes, Chaetodontidae.